AUGGGCUCCAUUGGCACCACUCCACCCUUCCAAGUCUUGGACGACCCUCGUCCGGACGACAAGUCCCUCCCUGCCUUCAUGGUCUCUACCACUCGCGGUUUUCUUCCUCGCAUGAACCCCGUCGUCACCCUGCCCAAGGAGUUUGAGCCUCUCGAGUCGUUGCUGCAGCGCAUGCCUGUCAAGACUCUGUCCGGCGAGCCUGGCCUCCUCGCUCACAGCAAGCUGGGUGAUGUUGUGGACAAUGAGUUCCCUGAUCUGGCGGACGAGAUGGACAAGUACAAGGAUGACUUGCCCAUGAUGAAUGCCCUGUACCGUGACUACUCCUUCCUGGCCUCUGCUUACCUGCUUGAGCCUUGCCACGAGCGCUUCGUCAGGGGAGAAGAGUACGGUCUCGGCAGACAGACUCUUCCCAAGAACAUUUCACGGCCCAUCGCUCGCUGCGCAGAGAUCGCCGGCUUCAUGCCCUUCAUGGAAUACGCCGGGUCCUACGCCCUCUACAACUACCGUCUUGAAGACCCCGAAAAGGGCCUGGAGUACUCCAACCUCCGUCUGAUCCGCGCCUUCGAGCACGGCCUGGACCCAACCUCCUCAGAAGCCGGCUUCGUCCUCGUCCACAUCGACAUGGUCAAGAACUCGGGCCCCCUCGUCGCCGGCACAGUCAAGUGCCUGGACGUCGGCUCCAAAAUCUCCACCCCCCUGGGCAGCGUGCAAGAGCGCACCACCUUCAACGAAGGCCUCGCCGACAUCCUCGGCGCCCUCCAGAAGAUCAACUCCGUCAUGGAGACCAUGUGGGGGAAGUCCCGUCCCACAGAGUACACCAGCUUCCGCACCUUCAUCUUCGGAAUCACCUCGCAGUCCAUGUUCCCCAACGGCGUCGUCUACGAGGGCCUCAACGACAACAAGCCCAUGUCGUUCCGCGGCGAGAGCGGCGCCAACGACUCCAUGGUGCCCCUGAUGGACAACCUCCUCCAGGUGCCCAUGCCGAACACGCCGCUCACCGAGAUCCUCAAGGACUUCCGCAAGUACAGGCCCAGCAACCACAAGGACUUUUUGAUGCACGUCAAGCAGGUUUCGGAGAGCAACGACCUGCGCAGCUUUGCGCUCGCUCUCAAGGCGAAGCCUGUGACGGACGAGGAGAAGGACCUGGUUCGCGAGUCGCGCAGCUUGUGGCUCCAGAUUUUGGAUCAGGUGCGUGACUUCCGCUGGAGGCAUUGGUGCUUUGCUAGGGAGUAUAUUCUCAAGAGGACUUCUCAUCCUACUGCUACGGGGGGUAGUCCUAUUGUGACGUGGUUGCCGAAUCAGCUGGAGGCUGUGUUGGCUGAGAUGGUGCACAUCAAUGAGACUGCGAACAAGGAUGAUGCGCGUGGUUUGGGCAAGACUUGUGAGAAUGUUAUGGAUGGUGCGUUGCGGCAGCGGGAUACCCUGCGGAAGGAGGUUGACAAGUAUUGUGCUGAGAGGGGUGUUUCACGGAACUAG
Messenger RNA from Pochonia chlamydosporia 170, 1476 nucleotides. RefSeq names its product indoleamine 2,3-dioxygenase family protein. Bases 1 to 1476 code for a protein of 491 amino acids. The transcript has 2 exons. Lineage: Eukaryota; Fungi; Ascomycota; Sordariomycetes; Hypocreales; Clavicipitaceae. Gene Ontology annotation, molecular function: heme binding; metal ion binding. The record is from RefSeq and is a predicted model, not a curated record.